Meloidogyne enterolobii is the source of this 459-nucleotide messenger RNA. NCBI's taxonomy places the organism in Eukaryota, Metazoa, Nematoda, Chromadorea, Rhabditida, Meloidogynidae. The record is from the annotation of a GenBank genome assembly.
AUGUCUUAUGUUUAUGUUCAGCAACCAAGUUAUGGUUAUGCUCAAUUUUUUGGACCUAAACCGCAACUUGUUUAUUGUCCAAAAUGCAAACAAAAUAAAACAACUAAACUUGAAUUUGUUACUGGAAAGGGUAGUUGGUCGUGCUGUAUUUCUAUAGGAAUUUUUGUGGGUUCGUAUGGUUUUAUUGGUAUUAUAGCGCUUAUCGAUGCUAUUAUUAAGCCUGAAACUACAGAAGGUUCUCGAGCAUCUCGUAUAGUCUUGAUUUGUAUUUUUCUGUGUUUGUGGUUUUGUAUGUGCUGUUGUUGUAUGUUUGGUUCAUUCUACUGUGAUCGCUUUAAGGAUGUUGAACAUUAUUGUAGUGUUUGUGACACUUAUAUUGGCACACAUUUUCGUGACGUUCGAAGGCCUAUAGUUAUACUACCACCAGAAUUAUAUAAAAAUCUGCCAGCCCAACAAUAA